AUGAUCGACAAAGGAGAGAAAACCUACACAUGCAAUCAGUGUGGCAGAGGUUUCUGUGAUGACGCCUCCAGUCUUGAACUUCAUCAGAAAUCACACAUCGGGGAGAAGCUCCAUAUGUGUGGUGAGUGUGGAAAGGGCUUCGGUUAUAGCUCAGUUCUUCCCAUUCAUCAGAGUGUUCGUGCAGGAGAGAAACACUGUAAGUGUAAUGAGUGUAAGGGCCUCAGUCAGAGUUCGUAUCUUCACACACAUCAGGGAUUCCAUACAGGGGAAAAGCCCUACACGUGUCAUGAGUACGGCAAGAGCUUUGAUCAGAGUUCCUCUUUUCAUGCUUAUCAGCUAAUACGUACAGAAGAGAAGCCUUUCAGGUGUGAGAGUUGUGGGAAGAGUUUCAGUCGUAGCUCUGAUCUUAACAUCCAUUGUCAAAUCCACAGUGGAGAGAAAUGCUAUACAUACAAGGAGUAUGGGAAGGACUUCAGGCAGAGCUUACAUUAUCAAGCUGAUCUAAGGGUCCACACAGGAGAGAAACCAUUUAAAUGUGAGGAUUAUGGAAAAGGCUUCAGUGGAAGAUCAUCAAGUCUCCAUGUCCAUCAGAGAGUUCACACAGUUGAGAGACCUUAUAAGUGUGAGGAAUGUGGGAAGAGUUUUAAUUGGAGCUCACAUCUUUACGUUCAUAGGAGGAUCCACACAGGAGAAAAACCCUAUAAAUGUAAGGACUGUGAUAAGGGCUUCAGUCAGACUUCACAUCUUCAAGCCCACCAGAGAAUGCAUAGCGGAGAGAAACCAUACAAAUGUAAUAUAUGUGCUAAGGGCUUCAGUCGGAGUUCCUAUCUUCGGGUUCAUCAGCGAAUCCAUACUGGAGAGAAACCAUUUAAGUGCAUGGCUUGUGGUAAGGGCUUCCGGCAGCGCUCCUAUCUUCACACACAUCAGAGAGUUCACAUGGUAGAGAAACCCUACAAAUGCCAUGACUGUGGUAAGGGUUUUUGUCAGACUAGUCUCCGUAUCCAUCAGAGAAUUCACACAGUUGAGAAACCUUACAAGUGUGAAGAAUGUGGGAAGAGCUUUAAUUGGACCUCACAUCUUUAUGUCCAUAGGAGGGUCCACACAGGAGAAAAACCCUAUAAAUGUAAGGAAUGCGGUAAGGGCUUCAGUCAGACUUCACAUCUUCAAGCUCAUCGGCGAAUCCAUACCGGAGAGAAACCAUAUAAAUGUAACAUAUGUGCUAAGGGCUUCAGUCGGAGUUCAUAUCUUCUGGUUCAUCAGCGAAUUCAUACUGGAGAGAAGCCAUUUAAAUGUGUGGUAUGUGGUAAGAGCUUCAGUCAGCGCCCUUAUCUUCACGCACACCAGAGAAUUCACACAGUAGAGAAACCAUCAGCUCGCAAUAGCAGAUCAUGA
Orycteropus afer afer is the source of this 1392-nucleotide messenger RNA. Lineage: Eukaryota; Metazoa; Chordata; Mammalia; Tubulidentata; Orycteropodidae. The record is from RefSeq and is a predicted model, not a curated record.